Oldenlandia corymbosa var. corymbosa is the source of this 3022-nucleotide messenger RNA. The record is from the annotation of a GenBank genome assembly. NCBI's taxonomy places the organism in Eukaryota, Viridiplantae, Streptophyta, Magnoliopsida, Gentianales, Rubiaceae.
CCUCAGUCCGCCAACCCCUUCUUCAAGUUUUCACAUACUCGCACACUAAAAUCAAAAUUGUUACUUAUUAGUACUACAAAACUACGAAAAACUCUGCUCCUGCUCUCUGCUUCAUCGCCUCGCCGGAAGACGAUUUCGGUCUCUCUGCGGUAUCGGAAUUCGUUUGCGUUUAUUUGGAACGGAGACGAUUGCUGUUUUUUAUUGGUGCUACUGGGAGAUGCGACCAUUGCCAUCUGCUUAAAAGAUUUAAAUUCUUGUAAAUGGCUUCUCGAGCUAUUUUAAGGAAGAGGAAGAUUUUUAGCGAUUACUUGAAUGUAUCAUCAGCUCGGUGUGUUCAAAAUUUUCAAUAUCUAGGUCAUGGUUCGGGGACUGAGAGUUUAGGUGCAUGCCGGUUUAGCUCCCUUGCGCACCAGUGUCAAUCUGGUUCAGAUUCCUCAAGGGAUAGCAGUGAAGCAAAAUCUGUUAAAGCCGAACUGCUGAAAUUCACAACAUCAGGACUUUAUUGGGAGAGAUGUAACGGAAUUGCUGUUUCUGGCUAUAGAACUAGCAAGUUGGACCUUAUUUCUCCCUUCGGAGUAAGAUUGGUGUCAGAUUCUGCCCGGUUUGCUUCUACUGCCACAGCAAAGCAACCUAAUAUUGGUAGUGAUGAUGAGGAGAGCGAGGAAUUGGUUGCAAAAAAGAGGAAAGAAGCUUCACCAGAGGAAUGUGAUGAAGCAGUUGUUGAUUUGAGCACUGCAAAGGCAAAAGCCAAAGCAAAGCAGUUGCAAGAGUCCCAAAGAGUUGCCAAAUCUAUUCUCAGGAAAACAUGGGCUACAUUAUUAGGGAUUGGUCCAGCUCUGAGAGCUGUGGCUUCAAUGAGCAGGGAAGACUGGGCCAAGAAACUUGUUCAUUGGAAGAAUGAGUUCAAGUCAACACUGCAGCAUUAUUGGUUGGGUACUAAGCUUCUUUGGGCUGAUGUGAGGAUCAGUUCGAGAUUGUUAUUGAAGCUUGCUGGGGGAAAGAGUCUCUCCAGGAGGGAGAGACAACAACUGACACGAACUACUGCUGAUAUUUUCAGACUCGUCCCGUUUGCAGUUUUUAUAAUCGUUCCAUUCAUGGAGAUUUUGCUACCUGUGUUUCUAAAGCUGUUCCCAAAUAUGCUACCAUCUACGUUUCAAGAUAAGAUGAAAGAAGAGGAAGCUUUGAAGAGGAGGCUAAAUGCUAAAAUGGAAUACGCAAAGUUCCUUCAGGAAACUGCCAAAGAGAUGGCAAGGGAAGUUCAGAACUCGCGGAGCGGAGAAAUGAAGAAAACAGCAAAAGAUCUGGAUGAGUUUCUAAGCAAGGUCAGAAGAGGUGCUGGCGUUUCGAACGAAGAAAUACUUGGUUUUGCCAAGUUGUUCAAUGAUGAACUCACUUUAGAUAAUAUAAGCAGGCCUAGAUUACUAACUAUGUGCAAGUACAUGGGAAUCAAAGCUUUUGGAACAGAUGCUUAUCUGCGGUUCAUGCUUAGGAAAAAAUUACAAAGUUUAAAGAAAGAUGAUAAAUUAAUUCAAUCGGAGGGUGUGGAUUCUCUAUCAGAGGCUGAACUUCGUGAAGACUGCAUGGAGCGUGGCAUAGUGGUGCAAGAUUCAGUUGAAGACAUGCGACAACAGCUUCGUGAUUGGCUGGAUUUGUCAUUGAAUCACUCCGUACCAUCAUCACUUAUGAUUUUGUCAAGAGCCUUUGCUGUUUCUGGGAAGGUGAAACCUGAGGAAGCUGUCAGAAAUACCAUGAUUUCUCUGCCUGAUGAGGUUGUUGAUAUUAUUGGCAUCACAUCUUUGCCAUCUGAAGACCCAAUUGACGAAAAGAGAAGAAAGUUGGAGUACCUUGAGAUGCAAGAGGAGCUUAUUAAGGAGGAGGAAGAGAAGCGGGAAGAGGAGGAAGCCAGGAAGAAACAAAGUUCUGUUAGUGAAGAGGAUUUGGCUCUGAAAGAGAUGACCAGUUCAACAGCUAGAGAGGCUCAGGAAGCAGCCAGAGCAAGAGCAAUUGACAAAGGAGACCAACUUUGUGAAAUCAGCCGUGCGUUGGCUGUUUUAGCUUCGGCUUCUUCUGUGAGCAGGGAGCGUGAGGAAUUCCUAAGACUAGUCAAUAGAGAGAUUGAACUCUAUAACAGCAUGAUAGACAAAGAAGGCAUAGAUGAUGAAUUGCAAGCACAGGAGGCAUAUAGAGCUGCUCGUGAAGAAAGUGAAGAUACUGAUCUGGCUGAGAAACGUGAGGUUUCAUCUGCACUUAUUGACAAGGUUGAUUCCAUGUUGCAAAAUCUGGAGAAGGAAAUUGAUGAUGUGGAUGCAAAGAUUGGUGAUCGUUGGCGAGUACUUGAUAGAGAUUAUGAUGGUAAGGUCACUCCGGAAGAGGUGGCAGCUGCUGCUUCGUACUUGAAGGACACUUUGGGCAAGGAAGGGCUUCAGACACUUAUCAGCAACCUUUCAAAAGAUAGAGAUGGAAAAAUUCUCGUGGAAGAUAUCGUGAAGUUGGGCAGUCGAGCUGAUGACGCUGGUACAGCUGAUUCUGAAGAGGUGUAGAGAUUUGAAUGUGGCAGUGGUGGUUAUGAGCGUGAUUCGGAACCCUUUCGCCGUGAGGCGGUUGCACAGAUGCAACAGGGGAUUUAUGUGGCCUUUGGCUGGGAAUGGAAAAGCAAGAAUGUGAGCGUCGCUAGGCAGUGUAAUGUUGUCUAUGCUUCCCAUCUUUUAUUGCCUUUUGUUGUGGAUUUUUCUUGUAUGGUGAGGAGUUGAAAUUAGUGAUAUAUAGAGGAGUGGUGGAAAUCUACAAGUGAGAAUGAACAUUUUUUGCACUUCAUGGCAAAUAGAAGUGUCCAAGGCAAUGUUGGCAUUGAUAAUAUCCUCAUUAUACAAGAAAAGAUUUGUGAAAUAAUUUUUCAUAUAGAGUAAUGGUGAAAAAAAAAAAUUGCACUCUCCUUUUGUCUAACAUCACCAUAUUCAUAUGGAAGCUGUUGCUAUGGAAGCUGCAAGAUUUUCUUCUUCUUCUUGUUCUUCUUCUUUUUCCC